Molecule: messenger RNA, 2847 nt
Organism: Linum trigynum
Lineage: Eukaryota; Viridiplantae; Streptophyta; Magnoliopsida; Malpighiales; Linaceae
Source: the annotation of a GenBank genome assembly
GCAAGACACUCUUUUGGAGCCUUCCAAGCUACUACUAGCGUAGAGUUGCCAAAAGGUUCACAAACAAAAUCAACUUUGUUUUUUUUUUCUUUGACAAUAUUAGAACACAACCAUUGUUCAGAACUCCCACAAAAGUCAAAUAUGUGUAAUAAUAUCCAUUAUUGAGCCUCUUCCAACGAUGCGAGUUAUUGGAAUCAACUAAUUUUUUUUUUAUAUGGUAGCAGAUCAUUCUGUGACCGAAAUAACUUCUCUUCGAAUUCCGGUGACCCCCAUUUGUGAAACACACGAUAUUAUCGUAUUCAUAACCUGUGUAAACGAAAGUACUUUUGAUUGAUUUCAUUAUCGAACAUCUUUAUUUCAACGACACACGAUCAAGUUAUUACACGAUCAACCAAUUCUUGACAACUCUAUAGUACUGUAUAACAUACGUACACAAUUGACCCGCUACAUUAUUUUAUUUGGCAUCUGAUACGUACUGAAAACAAUGAAGCAUUGGUAAGAAGAAAAGAAAAGGGGUAAACCAACAAAGCUAGCAAUGUCAUGUCCACGUACGUUAAUUAGAUGGAAUCGAUAACCAAUAAGACAGAAUGAGUUGCUUGCUUGCUUGCACUAUCCAUCGAUCCUAUCAAUCUGAUUCAAGUCUAUAUAAAACGGGGACGUGAUCAGUGGCUAUUUCACAUCACUACUCAUUCGAUCUUCAUAUUUGCCCCUAGCUAGCUAGCUACCAAAGCAAACAACAGAAUGAAGCUCAACGGAGCUGCUGUAGCGACGGUGGCCGUGGUCACCUUGCUGAGCUUCUUGGCCGGCACCUCAGACGCCCAAGGAUACGACUUCUUCUACUUGGUGAUGCAGUGGCCGCGCGCCGUCUGCAACCAUCCUCGUUCCAAUUGCAGGCCGGCGGUUCCUCAGACCUUCACCAUCCAUGGGAUGUGGCCCCAGACCAACAGCGGCGGCAGCCCUCAGAACUGUCCCGGUAGUCUCCGGGAUGUCCGAUCAAGCGGACGGGUGGACAGAACUACGCUAGGGGCAAUGGACAGGCAGUGGCCGAACCUGAAGCGAGGCGGAAGGGACCCCAACAGCCAGUUCUGGACCCACGAGUGGAACAAACACGGCACCUGCUCCAGAAUGCAGCCGCAGGACUACUUCCGGCGGGUCGUCGACCGCGCGGCGAGCGUCGACCUGCUCCGGCUGCUCCGCAGCAACCGCAUCCAGCCCGACAACCGGCUGUACCGGCAGGCCGACAUCGAAGCUGCUCUGAACGUUUACGAUCCGGUCGUCAAGUGCAACGACGUCCGAAGCGGCGGCCGCUCCUACAAGCAGAUCCACGAGAUCCGGCUCUGCGUGCAGAUGGACGGCAACCGCGUCGUCUCCUGCGGCCGCCGAACCCAGUUCAGGAGCUGCGGCAACGGAGACAUCAGGUUCUCCCGUUGAAGAGAAGCUGCUACGUACCUACUGUCUGUUUGUUAUAUAGAUGCAUGCAUGCAUGCAUGCAUGGUUUACGUAAGCUUUCGCACGUGUGUUUGUGUGUGUGUUUCAGUUUGUUUCUGUUUGUCGCGUUGUUGUUUUCACUUCUCUCUUAUUAAAGGGACUAUGAAUGAAUGAAUGAAUAAAAUUAGUUUUGACCCGAUCGAAUACUGGGCAAUUUGUUAAUCCGUGAAACUGUGUCAUAACGGAAGUCAGAUCGGGAAUACAUUCUAUUGGAACUUAAAUUGAUAUACCAUAUAAAACAUCUGGUUAAUAAAACUACAAUUUCAAUACAAAAUAUUUUAAUGUUGAUUUUUCUAGUACAACUUCCGGAACGGUUUCGCAAUUCUUGGUUAGUAAAGUUUAAUAUUGUAUAGGAUGAUGAUGUAAUUUUAGCUUCGUAUCAACUUUCAAGAUUUAUUUAUUGUUGUGUGUAUUAGAUAUAUCGGUACAUUAUUGUUAAAAUGAAUCAUCUCACCAACGAAAAAGACUACGAAAUUUUGACAUUUUUUUUUUGACAAAUUUAAGCCUGGAGGAGAGUUUUAAGUGAUUCCAAGUAACCAAAUAUGCUUAGCAAUUGACUAAUGUGGUGUUUAAUAAAUUUGUGGUUCAAAUAAUUUACCGCAUAAAUGCGAGCAUAUGUCUGGCAUACACUAUAAGUCUGAAAUCAUACAUGUUAUUUGUAAUUUGAUAAUUUUAACAAAUCAAAAUCGUUGAUUUUCAUUUUAAAAUUAAAUGAAUCUUACUAAUUGAGUUAGAGAAUUGGAGACUGGGGUUCAGCCAUUAAAAGUUAGGGUAUAGUAUUAUGCAUCAAACUCUGAUUAAAUCUUCUGCGAUAAGGUAAAUAACGCUUGGCGGACACUAGCUGAACUAUAUAUAUGUGUGUGUGGUGGCUAAUUCGGUGCGCUCACUUUUUUUAUGCAUUCAAUGCACCCAACACUAAAAGUGACAAUAAUACACAAAUGUUGAACUUUAAUUGGUAGCAUGAGUCUAAUAUGAUGAUAUAACAUAGGAUCACAACUAAUCAAUCCAUUAUCCUAACCCCUUAACCUUGAAUUUUGAAUCAUAACCCAAAACCCCAAAUUGUAAACCUAAACACUAACCCUAAAUCCCUAAAUCAUAAAUCAUUCAAAUUGAAGUAAAUCUUGAAUGAUUUUUUUGAGAAUUUAUGUGCUUCUUGUUCAUAAUAUCACAAACAAUGAUUGAUACCGUUAUGACAUAAAUCACAUGCUCCAAAUGAAGAUUAUGAGGUGACUGCAUUGAAUGUACUAAAAAAAGUCAUGCUCCAAAUGAAGAUUAUGAGGUGAUUAUGAGGUGACCGCUAUCCAUCUGUACUUAAUGUAAUGAACCAAAUGGUGGAGAACAUAAACGAUGACUCUCUUA